CACUAUCUUCCACUUUCACACAUUUCUCUCUCCCAUACCCCCCCCAAAUAUACAUACAUAAUAACAUAACCCUCCCAUUUCGCAGAGACGAACCAAAUAGCUCAUCAGCAAACCUCUCUCUCAUCAUUCACCAAUCGCUCUCACCCUUUUCAUCGAUCUCGAUUUUUUCAAAAGAAGGUAGGAUAAGAUGGCAGAUGGAGAUGAUAUUCAGCCACUCGUCUGUGAUAAUGGGACAGGAAUGGUUAAGGCCGGGUUUGCUGGAGAUGAUGCCCCACGUGCUGUGUUCCCUAGCAUUGUUGGCCGUCCUCGUCACACCGGUGUGAUGGUUGGUAUGGGCCAAAAAGAUGCAUAUGUAGGAGAUGAAGCUCAGUCAAAGAGGGGUAUCUUAACACUGAAAUAUCCUAUUGAGCAUGGUAUUGUUAACAAUUGGGAUGAUAUGGAAAAGAUAUGGCAUCACACAUUCUAUAAUGAGCUCCGUGUUGCCCCUGAGGAGCACCCUGUGCUCCUUACUGAAGCACCUCUUAAUCCUAAGGCUAACCGUGAAAAGAUGACUCAAAUCAUGUUUGAGACAUUCAACACACCUGCUAUGUAUGUUGCUAUUCAGGCUGUUCUUUCCCUGUAUGCUAGCGGGCGUACCACCGGUAUUGUGCUGGACUCUGGUGAUGGGGUCAGCCACACCGUCCCUAUCUAUGAAGGGUAUGCCCUGCCACAUGCCAUCCUUCGUCUCGACCUCGCAGGUCGUGACCUCACUGACUACUUGAUGACGAUUCUCAAAGAGCGUGGUUACAAUUUCACCACCUCAGCAGAACGUGAAAUCGUGAGGGAUGUGAAAGAAAAGCUUGCAUACAUAGCUCUUGACUAUGAACAAGAGCUGGAAACUUCAAAGACAAGCACCUCUGUCGAGAAGAGCUAUGAGCUGCCCGACGGGCAGGUUAUCACCAUUGGCAACGAGCGCUUCCGUUGCCCGGAGGUACUUUUCCAGCCUUCCAUGAUCGGCCAGGAAUCUUCCGGAAUCCACGAGACCACAUACAACUCUAUCAUGAAGUGCGACGUGGACAUUAGGAAGGACCUUUAUGGAAACAUAGUGCUCAGUGGCGGGACCACCAUGUUUCCGGGUAUUGCAGACAGGAUGAGCAAGGAAAUCACGGCAUUGGCUCCUAGCAGCAUGAAGAUCAAGGUGGUGGCGCCUCCUGAGAGGAAAUACAGCGUUUGGAUCGGUGGCUCUAUCUUGGCCUCUCUCAGCACAUUCCAACAGAUGUGGAUUGCAAAGGCGGAGUAUGACGAGUCUGGUCCAUCCAUUGUCCACAGAAAAUGCUUUUAGUUUUUUCCCACAAAAAAUGAAAAAAAAAGAGCAACUAUUGUUGCUGAAAUGGAGGUGUAUUUAUUUUUUUCAUUUUUCAUUUUUCAUUUUUUUUUAUUUUAAUUCCUGCUGAGUCGGAAGUGAUUGAGGUUUUAAAGUUCUUCUGUACUUCAAUGUUUUUUUUUGUGGCACAUUCAUUUUUCACACCACUUUUGUUCACAUAGACAUACACUUGUGAUAUAGUGCUCGUGGGUUUAUGUACGAGUUUCGCGUCUUAUUUUGACAGUUUUGAGUGAGAAAAGAAAUGAAUGCUUGUUUU
Molecule: messenger RNA, 1619 nt
Organism: Cuscuta campestris
Lineage: Eukaryota; Viridiplantae; Streptophyta; Magnoliopsida; Solanales; Convolvulaceae
Source: the annotation of a GenBank genome assembly